Molecule: messenger RNA, 993 nt
Organism: Hypanus sabinus (Atlantic stingray)
Lineage: Eukaryota; Metazoa; Chordata; Chondrichthyes; Myliobatiformes; Dasyatidae
Product: nuclear factor 7, brain-like
Exons: 6
Coding region: 94-993 (299 amino acids)
Biological process (GO): protein ubiquitination
Molecular function (GO): zinc ion binding; ubiquitin-protein transferase activity
Source: RefSeq, a predicted model, not a curated record
GCAGCGCGCGUAGUGGACAGUCGCGGUACUGCAGGGGAUCAGCAGCUCCCCGAAAGUGAAAGCAUUCUGAAUCAGGAAGUGCUGGGAGUUAACAUGGCUUCGAAAGGACCGGUCGAGAGUUUAACAGAGGAGGUAAUUUGUCCUGUCUGCCUGGAUUUAUUCACGGAUCCGGUAUUACUGGAGUGCGGACACAACUUUUGUCGCUCUUGUAUCACAAGGUGUUGGGAAAGGGAGCAGAGAAACUCCUGCCCGGAAUGUAGAAAGGAGUUUGCUGACCGCACCCUCAGGGUGAAUCGGGCCUUAGCAAAUCUGGCUGAAAAAUUUCGAAAUCUAGACCUAAAUCCGAAAGGGAUGGAAAGUAAACGUCACUGCGAGGAACAUGAGGAAGAACUGAAGCUGUUUUGUGAAACGGACAAGACACCGAUCUGUGUGAUCUGUAGAGACGCGCAGGAACACAGAGAGCACCGCUUCAAGCCGAUUAAAGAAGCUGUUAAAAACUAUAAGGAUCAGCUAAAAUCUGUCCUAGAUUCUCUCACAAAAAAGAAAUCAGACUUCCAGGAAAAGGAGCAGCAACAGAAAGAGAAGAUUUCCGGAGUUCGGAAACAGUCACACAGCGUUCAGACCCACAUCACAUCCCAGUUUGCUGAACUGCGACAGAUUAUCACUGACAAAGAGCAGAGCUUACUCAGGGAUCUCAGGAAGGAAGAGGCGAGGAUUCUAAAUCCAAUGGAGAAAAAUCUUCGAGAGAUUCAAGAGAAUAUAAGGUUUAUUCAGGAGGAAAUCACUAAGUUAAAGGAACAGAUGGAUCAAGAAGACAGUGUGAUAUUUCUCAAGGAGGAAGCUCGUCGGAACAGGAGGAUUAAUGAUGAUAUCCAGGAAUUGUCAGUGACAGAUGAGACCCUACAGGUUGAAAAAUUCGAUCACCUCUAUUUGUUGAAAACAGUGCUGAGAGAAACGCUUGAUGCUAUUAAUCGAGGCCCCCAGUCCUGGUAA